Messenger RNA from Acanthamoeba castellanii str. Neff, 1125 nucleotides. RefSeq lists its product as uncharacterized. The record is from RefSeq and is a predicted model, not a curated record. NCBI's taxonomy places the organism in Eukaryota, Discosea, Longamoebia, Acanthamoebidae. The transcript has a single exon. The coding region runs from base 1 to 1125 and encodes 374 amino acids.
AUGGUGGACAAAAAAGUAAAGAUUGGGGCGGCGGCGCUGGUGAUCUUUGUGUUCCUGGCCUGCGCGCUUACGCUUACAGUCGUACUGAGCGUCGUGCUGACCCGAGACUCGUCUUCAUCUUCUUCGGGCUCGACCACCACCUAUACGGCGACCGCGUCCGCGGGCGACUUUGUCACCAUCACCGUCAACCGCGCCUCGCGCUACAUCGACUACUCCAACUCGAAGAGCGGCCGAGCCGGCCGGUUCACCUACACGGUCAACGCUGACGGCAGCUACGACAUCAACGACGCCGACGGGGACCUUGUGCGCGCCGUCGAGCUGCCCAACUAUGGCAUCCUCCUCCAGAUCAACAAGGGCGGCGCGACCGCCAACGUCAAGUGCCUCGUGACCGGCAUGACCAAGUCCACCAUCUCGCGAGCGAGCCUUCAGGGCAAGGCCUACAACUUCUUCCAGUUCCGCACCACUUCGGGCGGGCUCGAGGUGGGCAGCAUCGUGUUCGGGGCCACCGGCCAGCAGCUGUCUCACUCCUCGUGGUGGCCCUACGGGGCCUUCAACGGCGAGACCGGCUUCAACGAGGCCUCCGACCUCAGCCUGACCAAUGCCACCUUCGCCGCCGACGGCAGCUACAUGCACGUCUUGCUCGAGGAUGAGAACCUCUACAUUUUUGCCAGCGGGACACGGCUGGCGAUCGAUCUGCCAGCCGGCUCGCUGAUGGCCAUGCGCGAGUCGUCCAGCGCGAGCUUCGACACCACGUCCUUCCCGGGCACCUACACGACCCUGAUCUACAGGAAGACCAACGCCCACUCUCAGCCGGGCAACACCGAGAGCGGCGACAUCGUGUUGGACAAGGCCCAGGUGGAGGUGACGGCUGCGGCCGGCGUGACGGUCACGUCGCUCACCACGUCGACGGUACUGUUCACGGGCACGCUGAGCGCCCUGUCGUCGGACUCCUCUGUAUUUGGACCCGGCAAGCUGACGGCCGAGUGCCGCGGCGUGUUCAUCGCGCGAAGCGGCGACACGGCCUUCGUGAUGUCCUUCACCGACCGGAGCGUCUACAUGAGCAGCUUCACCCCGCUCGAGGACAGCGCCUACAACUACUUCAACGGUGCUGGCAUCAUCAUCUAA